Messenger RNA from Aspergillus costaricaensis CBS 115574, 816 nucleotides. RefSeq names its product transcription elongation factor 1 family protein. The transcript is spliced from 4 exons. NCBI's taxonomy places the organism in Eukaryota, Fungi, Ascomycota, Eurotiomycetes, Eurotiales, Aspergillaceae. The record is from RefSeq and is a predicted model, not a curated record. Gene Ontology annotation, molecular function: RNA polymerase II complex binding. The coding region runs from base 330 to 710 and encodes 126 amino acids. Gene Ontology annotation, cellular component: transcription elongation factor complex. Gene Ontology annotation, biological process: transcription elongation by RNA polymerase II.
CUCGGGGAGUGCAUGUAGUGGAUGAUUAGGCUAUACCUGUCUAGCCCCCCUCCCCGAAGAUCCCUAGUCCUCCACUGAAGCACUCAAACUUCCUCAUAGCCUGCGAAGCACACUCAGAUAAAAUCGGUCCGGUCACUUGCUCGCACCGCUUUGUUUCACUAGAUUUGUGCCUUCACAACAUAAAUUUGCCGCCGACUUUGCAGCAGUUUCGUGCAUUGCUCUGCUGAACUCACAUCGGCUGUUGAGCUGUCAACCCAAGAGGUUCAAAUUUCUUACAGUAUCAAAGGACAUCUUGAAUUGCCGGUCGCGUCACCCAGAAACUCUGAAGCAUGGGUAAGCGGAAGAAGUCGAGCAGGCAACCACAGCAACCUAGAAAGAGAGAACCGUUGCCUACGACAUUUGCGUGCCUUUUCUGCAAUCACGAAAACUCCAUCGUCGUAAAACUAGACAAGAAACUUGGCCUAGGGAACCUGUCCUGCAAAGUCUGCGGUCAGCGAUUUCAGACGGGCAUAAACUAUCUCUCCGCUGCUGUUGAUGUAUACUCGGACUGGGUGGAUGCCUGUGACGCGGUUGCCAAGGAUACUGCUACCAAGUACGAGGAUAAUGAUCCUCGUGUCAGACCUUCGAACGAUUUCGCUACUUCCCCCAGUGCUCGUGAUGUUGGGUUCGAGGAAGCGGAUCGGAACGAUACAUAUGCCGAUGAAUACUGACUCUGAACUUAGAGGAUCCCGCAGCGUACCAAAUGAAGUAACAUUGAACUUGCGGCACACUUCUUAGUUGAAGAUACUAUACCCUAAUACUGUGAAUGGAAUCCAG